AUGCCACGACGGUACCAUAACAAGUACCUCCGUGUGGUGGCAGGGAUCAACGAGCUCUCCAAUCAAGGCAGUGAUGCUCAGAUCCGCUCCAUCAAGCGAAUCAAAAUGCACGAGGAUUUCAACACCCGUACGCUGGACAACGACGUGGCUCUGCUGCGCCUCAGCUCUCCGCUCAUCUUCAAUGAGCACAUCCAACCGGCCUGCACCCCUCAUAAUGUCAGCCAUGAGGACGACCUCCACUUCAGGAACUGGUUCAUCCCUGGAUGGGGGAGCACCGUAUUCAAAGGUGAUCCGGUGAACACACUGCAGGAGGCUGAGGUGCAGCUCUUCGACAGGAGGAACCAGAUCUCCUGGUACCCCGGCCUCAUCACAGAAUACAUGAUCUGUGCUGGACUGGAAAGCGGAGCGUCUGAUGCUUGUCAGGUGCGGACUUCUACUUGAAUAUAACAACACGUGAAUAUAAACUCAACACAGGCUGCAGGUUUCAUCCCAGUUCAACGUGGUUACUGUUUACAUGGGUUCCAGGGUGACAGCGGCGGCCCUCUGCAGUGCUACAGCCAGACAGAGAACAGGUUUUAUCUGGUAGGAGUGUCGAGCCACGGGAAAAAAUGUGGACGUCUUCAGAAGCCCGGGGCGUACACACGCAUCAGCAGGUAUGCCGACUGGCUGAGCUCAGGUCAGACAGCAUUAGCGUCUUCUGCAAGCGGACUGAACACCGGAGCAAUCUCUGCUGGGUUCACAUCGACUCCGACGCUGCUCGGUUACAUCCUGUUUGUCAUCAUCAAACAUCUCUGCUGA
This is a messenger RNA of Pleuronectes platessa (European plaice), 798 nucleotides long. Its product is annotated as acrosin. NCBI's taxonomy places the organism in Eukaryota, Metazoa, Chordata, Actinopteri, Pleuronectiformes, Pleuronectidae. The record is from RefSeq and is a predicted model, not a curated record. Gene Ontology annotation, biological process: proteolysis. Gene Ontology annotation, molecular function: serine-type endopeptidase activity.